This is a messenger RNA of Psammomys obesus (fat sand rat), 6454 nucleotides long. It is a transcript of the gene Nacc2, whose product is annotated as NACC family member 2. Gene Ontology annotation, molecular function: DNA-binding transcription factor activity, RNA polymerase II-specific; RNA polymerase II cis-regulatory region sequence-specific DNA binding; protein binding. The record is from RefSeq and is a predicted model, not a curated record. Gene Ontology annotation, biological process: regulation of transcription by RNA polymerase II. Bases 504 to 2246 code for a protein of 580 amino acids. NCBI's taxonomy places the organism in Eukaryota, Metazoa, Chordata, Mammalia, Rodentia, Muridae. The transcript is spliced from 7 exons.
GCGCAUCAGAUUCGGCCCGUGCCUGCCCUCCCUGACUAGUGAGUCAUCAAAAGUCUGUCUUGCACCAACACCCGGAGCCGUGCAUUCCUCUGGCACCAACGCGCCACUGUUUUUAAAGCUGGGGCUGGGAGCUGGCAUUUACUUCAGCUCCCAAAUCAAAGGCGGCUAUUCAUUCCCGAGAGCUGCCUGGAUGUUCGUCUGCAUCCGGCUGCUUCAUUGAGAUGCUGCGCGCUGCCCGGGAGAGCCGGCCUGGGUGCAGCUGAGCUGUGGCCGCUGAGUCCAGCGCCCAGCUCUCUGCCACCCCCACCCUCCUGCAGGGCUCCUUACGCCCUCCCCACCUCAGGGUUCCUUGCUGCAUUCCCCGAGCAGCUGGCGGGCCGGUGUGCCGGAGCCUGCUGCCAGGCUGAGUGGGCAGUGUCUGCCGCCGGCCACAGUCGCUAAAGAUGUGCCUCAUCCAGGCUGUCCCACGCUGAGUUUCAGACCCGCCCACCACAGCACCCGCCAUGUCUCAGAUGCUGCACAUCGAGAUCCCCAACUUUGGGAACACAGUGCUUGGCUGUCUCAAUGAGCAGCGCCUCUUGGGCCUCUACUGUGAUGUGUCCAUCGUGGUCAAAGGCCAGGCCUUCAAGGCCCACCGUGCAGUUCUGGCUGCCAGCAGCCUCUACUUCCGAGACCUCUUCAGUGGUAAUAGCAAGAGUGCUUUUGAGCUGCCCGGCACGGUGCCGCCUGCCUGCUUCCAGCAGAUUCUGUCCUUCUGCUACACAGGCAAGCUUACCAUGGCGGCCAGCGAGCAGCUGGUGGUCAUGUACACAGCGGGCUUCCUGCAGAUCCAGCACAUCGUGGAGCGGGGCACAGACCUCAUGUUCAAGGUGAGCUCACCCCACUGUGACUCGCAGACCGCCAUGAUUGAGGAUGCCAGCUCGGAGCCCCAAAGUCCCUGCAACCAGCUGCAACCGGCCACCGCGGCCUAUGUCGCAUCCCCUUCUGUGCCCAUCCCACUUCUGACCCGCGUAAAGCAUGAAGCCAUGGAGAUGCCGCCUGCCACUGGCCCAGGCUUGGCUUCUAAACGCCCCCUGGAGACGGGCCCUCGAGAUGGUGUGGCAGGGACACCUGGUGCAGCCCCUCUGAAGCUGCCUCGCGUCUCCUACUACGGUGUGCCUAGCUUGGCCACUCUCAUCCCCAGCAUCCAGCAGGUACCCUAUCCCCAGGGGGAGCGGACCAGUCCUGGGGCCAGCAGUCUGCCCACCACUGACAGCCCCACCUCCUACCACAACGAGGAGGAUGAGGAGGAUGACGAAGCCUAUGAUACCAUGGUGGAGGAGCAGUAUGGCCAGAUGUACAUUAAGGCGACAGGAAACUAUGCAGUGCAAGAGAAGCCAGAGCCAGUGCCCCUGGAGAGCCGCUCCUGCGUCCUCAUCCGUCGAGACCUGGUGGCGCUCCCUGCCAGCCUCAUCAGCCAGAUUGGGUACCGCUGCCACCCAAAGCUCUACUCGGAGGGAGAUCCCGGAGAGAAACUGGAGCUUGUAGCAGGCUCUGGGGUCUACAUCACACGUGGGCAGCUCAUGAACUGCCACCUGUGUGCAGGAGUGAAGCACAAGGUCCUGCUACGGAGGCUCCUGGCCACCUUCUUUGACAGGAACACCCUGGCCAAUAGCUGUGGCACUGGCAUACGCUCGUCUACCAGUGACCCAAGCCGAAAGCCACUGGACAGCCGAGUACUGAAUGCUGUGAAACUGUACUGUCAGAACUUUGCCCCCAGCUUCAAGGAGAGUGAGAUGAACGUGAUCGCUGCAGACAUGUGUACCAACGCCCGCCGUGUCCGCAAGCGCUGGCUGCCCAAGAUCAAGUCCAUGCUGCCAGAGGGUGUGGAGAUGUACCGUAGCGUCAUGGGUGCCUCCGCCGCCAGCCUGCCCCUGGACCCCGAGUUCCCACCUGCUGCUUCGCAGGUGUUUGAGCAGCGCAUCUAUGCUGAGCGGCGAAGUGACGCAGCCACCAUCGUGGCUCUGAGAACUGAUGCUGUGAAUGUGGAUCUGAGCACCUCGGCCAACACUGCCUUUGAGGGUAGUGAGGAGGUAGAUGGGGCUGGCUCAGUUAUCCAGGAGGUGGCUGCACCUGAGCCGCUGCCUGCUGAUGGCCAGAGCCCUCCUCAGGCCUUCGAGCAGGGCAACGCCAGCUCCAGCAGGCCUCAGACACCAGUGGCCACAGCAACAAGAAGGCCAGAGGGCACCUAUGCAGGGACCUUGUAAGUGGCCAGCAAGGCCGACUCACAAGGCACCGAGUACUAAAGCUGCUUGCAUGCGUUACUAAUACAAACAAAUGUGAUCAAGCCACUUACCUACUGAACUGCUACUGCUGCCUGACAAAAAUGUGAUUUUUAUUCUGCCUGUAUUUAAAAUGGAUGAAGGAAACAAACGCAUUCAUUAUACUGUAAACAUUUAGGCCGCCGGCCAUACCCUGGGAGAAAGGUCCCAGGGCAACUUUUUGAUAUUCCCCAGCUCAGUCUCCCACCGUAGUACUCCCUCCCCCUUCUUGGGGAGGUAGAAGAGGCCACCAGGUCCCUGAUAUACGGCACUGACCCUGCCUCAUCCACCCUUCCUAUUCCUCCUGCUCUGAAAGCAGAAGCUGGGGCAGUCGUGGCCUAUGGCUGGAAGGGUAGACACGACACUCCAUUCUUACCCAUAAGGACCCCACUGGGGCAGUAGAGGAGUGCUGGGCCUCCAGACUUCUCCUUUUCAUUCCUCCCAAGAAGCCACCUGUGUGUGCGUGUGCGUGCGCGCAUGUGUGUGUGUGUGUGUGUGUGUGUGUGUGUGUAUGUGUGUGUGUGUGUGAGAGAGAGAAUGAUUAUGUGUGUACACAGAGACAAGUGAUGGCCCUGCAGCAGUGGCUGUGGCUGGUCACCUGGGGGAGGGGAAGGAUGAGGCAACCCCCCCCCCCCAUACCUAUGUCCUCACUCUGCUAACCCCACGUCCCCAGCGGCUGGCCUGCUGACUCCCUGGGGUCUCUCUGCCCCUGGCCAUGGCUGCCCUCACCACCCUCUGCCUCCCCAGCCACUCUGGGAUUUUACUUGUUUGCUGUUUUUGUUUGGUUCAGAUCUAUUUCGUUUGUGGUUUGGAAACUUUCAGACCCAACAGAGCAAAAAAGAAAAAAAAAAAGAAAAAAAAAAAGAAAAAAAGUGAGAGAGGAGUGUCCCUGGCCCUAGCCUACCACAGAUUUGGGUGAAUACACGCCCAUAAGCCCCCAUCCUGGCCUCCCAUUGGAGGCAGAGGGGUCCCAGGAAAGUGCAGCUGGCUGUGUGCAGCUAGGCUAGGCACCUGUGGGCCUGGCCAGCAGGCCACCAGGGUGGGCCUAUUGCUCACUGUGGGUACCUGUGUGGUUGGCGGCAGGUACAGGCCUGGGCUGGAGUAGUUAGCAGGUGUAGAUCUCAUUGGGGAACCAGAAAGUUAGAAAGUUAUGAGGGGGCACCUGCAGAAGGGGCUUUGAGGACAGCCGGCUGGCUUGACACUGGUGUUUCAUCAUCUUAAAGUGUGGAAUAUGCUCCUGAGGCCACUUACCCAGGUGUCUCUUCUUGGACUCUUGUCCAUGGACUGCCUGCCCACCUGUGAAAGGUCUAAUGUUCCCUAUCCCUCUAUGCAUCUUGAAUUUGCUGCCCGAGAACCUUCCUGUGUGCCCAUAGGCUGGGCAGUCUCUCCCCGUUCGGAGGGCCGUGGUAGGAGAGCCUGAGUUUAGACUCCCUCUGUGUCCCCUCUUUUUGCUGGCACUUCCCUGGGCUUCCUAGGUAGCCCCCAUACUGUGCUGACUACUUCCCCAGCCCCCUUUGAAAGACCUGUGGUUUGAGAAAGGGAAAGGGGCAUCAUGACUGUGGGAGCUGAACUGAGCCCCUCUCCCUGCUCCUUGGUAACCCAGGGCCUGCAUUCCCAGGGCCAGGACUACAGAGCUUGCUACUAUCCAGCUCUGGAACUGGCUGCCCAGAGAGGGACCUCUCACCCCUCCAUUCCCAUCUUAGUCCUAGGUAGUGACUUGGACCAAACCCUCCUGGUGCUGGGAGAAGACCAUAGAACUGUGGAGGGUAUGGCAGGAUGGGGGGUGGGGCUGUGCCCUUCCCCUCUGCAAUAGUCCUUGAUCUGCUUCCCCCGCCCAAAUUUGCACUUUAAUUUGACCAUCCUUAGGGACCUUUGGGAGACAGACCCACCUGUUUUGGUUGGUGUCAGAAGGGCUCUUUCUCAUCCCUCCACUCCAAGAUGGUCUUGGUCCCCACCUUGGGUCAGCAUAGGGAGGGUGCCGCCGGCCAUUAGAGGAGACUGUGGCCGCACAGAAUGCCUGACCACUGCUCGGGCUAGCACAAUGUCCUCAACCUCUGUCCCUUAGUGUUUAUAAUUGCCAUCUGUUUUGUUCUGGGUAAGGAAGGCAAGAGCUAUAGGUAAAACUUCAAUAAUAUUAAUUAAAUGUGAAUGGAUUCUGAGCUCUCCCUGUGCCCCGGGUGGGCCAGGCAGAGCGUUUUGCACUAAUGUGUCCCAUGGUGGACAUGGUGGGGAGCGUUUGCAGACAUACAUGGCCAAUGACUGUACCUGCUUGGGGGGAGGGCACUCCCUCUGCAUCCUGAAUGUACUGCGAGGCAGGUGGGUGGCAGGCCUGGGCUCCGAGGGGCCUUCCAGAGUGCCUUAGCAUCUUUUGAUUAUUUUUCUUCCAAGAAAAACCAAUUUAAAAAACCAGACUCCCCUCCUUUGUUUACAAAAUGAUUAAUUCCAGAAUCGGGGCUGUCUUGUCCUGCCACGUGACCCUGACUCGUCCAGACCCUAUAGAUGAGAGCCUCUCAGUAUUCGUCAGAUGUCUGCACCUCUGUUCCUAGCUUGACUACUAGCAAUAUGCAUAUACUAUGUAGAGUCUAUUGUAGAAACUAUUGCUACAUCAGCAUCUUUGCCAUGAGGACAGUUGGGACUGGAUCACGUUGGAUCUGCUGGGGUGGGGCUGGGUCCAGCCACCAUUCUUUUGUCCUCCCAGAGCAGACAACAGUCCCUGGGACAAGCUGGCAGCUGGGAUGAGUAGAGCAGGUCCAGGGCAAGGGACCAGAGACAGGGCUGAUACUGUGAGCUUGGAGGGACUGCCUGCCUGGCUGGCUGGCUCAGUACUUGAAUUCUGUCUUGUUUUCUGUACCAGUUGCUCCAGCUAAUGUCUGAUUUGGUGUCUUACGUUGCCCUUGAAUGUGGAUGCAGCGGUGUGUGAAAGGCGAUCAAGGCGAGGCUCAGAGUCCUCCAUGGUGUGACUGCAGGGCUAGCCUCGAGGACAAUUUAGCUGUGUGGUGGUUUUAGAGCUGGGAGGAAGGCGGAAGAAUGGGCCUGUGAGGGCUGGUCAGCUGGCAGGGCCUAUCCCCUCCAUGGGACUGUGGGGUGCCUAGUGCUACCUGGUUCAAAAGCAGGAACUUCUGAGCCCAGUGCUACCCCUGUCUUGCUCUGCCCGUUGUGCCCUGCUCAGGUUCCCCAAAGAUGGUGACUCUUAGCUUCAGUGCGAAGGGCACAUGGCCCACCAACCAGCUGACAACUUGAAAGACCCUGUUAGAAUCUGCUGUGGAUCCCAAAUUGGACUGGUGAGCACGUGACAUCUCAGCUUUACCCACUGCUUGGAAUGGUGCUGCUGCUGUGUGGUUCAGCAUGAUGUCAUCCUGCCCAGCCUGGGCUGCUGGAAGAAGGGCUUGAUACGAAGUGUUUCAAAAAUGGCAAAGGUGUUUGCUUUUGUUUUGUUUUCCUAAAAAAGGACAAGGAUGCAGGAUCUAAAGCAUUCUGAUUGACUAGCCUCUGCGUGUGUCCCCAUCUGUCGCCUCAUUGCAAGUGUUUUGCACACGAUUGUGAUUUUUAUGUCAAAAGAAGCCAAAAUUUGCAAUACUAUUUUUAGCAGACAAAAAGAGAACUCAGUAUAAAAUGUAUAAAUAUUUUUGACUUGAACAUUUUGGGUGGCACUGGGUGCAAGGAGAAGUCAUCCCUUCUGUGGGAUGUUUGCAGAAAAGGACCCUAAAAAGAGGAUUGUUUUGAAGGCACUGUCUAGGGGUUAAAGUACUAUCAUAACUCAUGACUGUUAGAAAAUAAGUUAAUAAAGUCAGUUCCCCACCUUUAAGGAGGCCUUCACAGAACCACUGAGCUAGAGCAGACGCCACAUCCUGGCUUUCUUUUGUUUGGGGAGGAGGAGGCCUUUAUUUUGUCCCUCCAGCAUCCUCCUCUCUCUCUGUGCUGUGACCCCGUAGUGACAAGACUGUUACUUUGUAGCCAUGGCUGACAACAUUGUAUCAAUAACUAAAACCACAGCAAUGUCCGCAAGCUGACCAGGGCAACCCAAGAGCUAUGAGCCUGUGCUCACGGCUGUUUCAGAGGUGGAAAUCCAUGACAAAGGAAAGAAUGUCAUCAUUAAUUAUAAAGCGCUUUGUAAAGUUCACAUUUACAGAAUAAUAAAGUCAAUUCAAACCCAA